CCAUGACGCCUCAAGCUGGAGCACUUAUACGCGUAUAGGUGUCGGGCGCAGAGCCAAUUCACUUUUAGUCGACCGUGCCAGCGCUGGUGUCAGUCGCAACUCCAUCGCACAAUCGGACGGUCGCAGUUUCGCGGAUCGGCGGUUUAAUUUCGAAAACCCGCGGAGUAGAAGGCUAUCUGCCGUCUGCCGUCAGAGCCGCCGCUUUAUCAGGGCAGCUCAGGUUUCGUGAGUGUGAGAAAUUCUUGGGUUUUCGAUGUGUUGUUGUUAGCAUUGUCGAGACUGCGAGUGUAUAGAAAACAGAUGUAAAGAAUUUGUUUAGACAAAAGAAGCUGGUCGGGACCAAACAAAUAGUCCGGCGGUGCUGAAGCGAGUGAGUCAUAACCCCGUGUGUGGUUCCGAAGUGACCGAUUGAAACAUUCAUGGUAGCGCGAAAAUUGUAAGCUAACAACUGAAGUCAGUUUUCUCCGUACACAAGCGUUUUUUUGUGUCUGUAAACACAGUACCGGUAGACAUCAGUGAAAAUAACAAACAGAGCUUGGAACAACAGUCCACUCCGAACAGACCUUGUCCACAGAUCCAACGAAACCUGAUGCAAUGGACACGUCGCAGCAAUCGAUUGCGUCGGCUCGGCGCAGCAGCAUUCCCGUUCCGAAGCGCAAGAGUUCCCUCCAUCUGUACAUAGCCAACCAGCUGGGGUCAGCGUCGUCGAGCGGCAGCUCCCGUUCGUCCUCUUCGUCGGCAUCCUCGAUGUACGAAGAGCAGUUGGGUGUAGUCAGCACACCGAUCAGUUCAGCCUCGCCGUCUCGGUCCGGUACGGCCAUGAGCUUGCCGAUCGUGCCCCGGGCUAGCAGUAUCAGCAACCAUCCCGCCGAAUGCAUCAUCAACUCCAGCGAGUAUCUGUCCCUUCGCGAGAACCAUAACCGGCUGAUCAACAAGUGCGAAGAAAUAACGAAACGCAAUCAAAAUCUCGAAAGCACAAAUCAGAUACUGAAACGAAGCGUAAUAGCUCUUCAGUCCGAUAUCGCAGCGCUCAGAAAGGAACGCACCGAGUUCGUCGAGAAGAACCGGAAACUCAAGAAAAAACUGUCGGAAAUCGUACACUCGGGCGAGAGCAACAGUGACGACGACGAGGAUGCGAACAAAACCCUGGGAGCGGGAGAAGCUGAUCCUGCGGAUUCAGUCGUCGCCGCCGCCACCACCGACGACACAGCCGAUAUGCCCGACUCGAAAGAUAGCGGAAUGGAUAGUCUGCUGAACGAAAUGGAAAAGCUCAAAUCCUAUCUGAACAAUGUCGAGCUGCAGCUGUACGAGGCGAAUGAGAAAAUUUCCGAGCUGCAGGAAAGCAAGCAACAAUUCGAGGAGACAAACGAGAAGUUGCGCGCUGAGAAUACAGAACUCAGUAAAAUUGCGCGACUGAUGUCGGUCAACAUCCUGGAAUCGAUUGAUACAAGCAAGCGUUUGGAGAAUUCAUACAUCCAGGUUCGGAAAGAACGUGACCAUCUGGUGCGACAAAAUCGAGACUCGGUGGAUUCGAAGACAGACACUAACGAGGAAAUUCAGAAAAUGCGCUCUGAGAUGGAACUCAAGCGGAAAACAUUUGAGGCGCAGUUUAUUGAAUAUAAAGCACUAAUGGAGCAGGAGCUUUCGCGCAAUACCAACGAACAAAUUGUAGCACUGCAACUGGAGGUGGAUAUAUUAAAGCAGGAUCUCGCCCAAGCACUAGGUCGCGCGGACCGGGCCGAGGAGGAAGUGUGUGAGCUGCGGAAAAGGCUUCAAGCCAGUCAGCUGUUGGAGUGCCAAUUCCCCUCCCAGUUGGACAUAGACAAAUUGAGCGUGCGGGACGGGGAUGGUGAUAAUGAUUCUCUACUCUCAGCGGUCAGUGCCACAGCACCUCCGCCACAGCCUCCCGUUCCUCCACCACCUCCGCCACCCCCUGCUUUCAUUCCACCUCCCCCUCCGCCGCCGCCCCCAGCGAAUGCUACUGGUUCGGGAGGUUUGGGUCUUAGCGAGGCAAUUUCAACGCAAAAAUUGAAUCACGUUGGGAUAACGCAUGUGAACAGCAGCAGACAGCAACAAGCAACAGGUCUAGACUCCGUAAUAGCCGACAUCAAGAGUGGUCGCGUGACGUUACGCCGUCGCAAACCCAACACUUUGAGCGAUUUAGAGAAAGCUUCCGGUUCCAACAAUUCGGGCACAACAACAGUAACAGCAGCAGUUGAAAUUGGCGUCGCCGCCCCCACCACAACCUCUACCGUCAGCGGUAGCACCAGUAGAAGUAGUUUACAAAUGUACAACCAACAGGUGGCGAAAAAUCCGGCUCUCCGCGAAAUGUACGAUAUCCUUGAACGAAUGAAGCGACGCAACCGUAAAUCGAAAGUCAUCGUCGAGUCCGAUCUGGUCCCCUUCGAGGGGGGAGAUUUCGGGCCAGCGAUGAAGUCCAGCGAGGAUGAGGAUGGAAAUGUGAAAAAAUCUACCGUUUCGCCCACUACUGCUACCGAUGGCGGUAGGAAUCGCGUUCGAACUGUGAUCCAUAUUGACGUCGAUGUUUGAAGUUUAAUGAACUGACUUACGCUCCCACGUAAACGACCCCUCAACCAACUGAUACUAGCUAACGAUGCAUUUCUACCUAAUAUAAUUACGUAGUUUUUUUUAUUAUAUUUUAUUAUUUUUCUCACGCGGCUAAUAGUUAAUGUAUUGACUAAGGAAUAUUUACAAGAUUGUAAUGGAUUAAAAUAUAACAAAUUA
Messenger RNA from Toxorhynchites rutilus septentrionalis, 2745 nucleotides. Its product is annotated as arp2/3 complex-activating protein rickA. The transcript is spliced from 7 exons. The record is from RefSeq and is a predicted model, not a curated record. Lineage: Eukaryota; Metazoa; Arthropoda; Insecta; Diptera; Culicidae. The coding region runs from base 595 to 2550 and encodes 651 amino acids.